Molecule: messenger RNA, 450 nt
Organism: Miscanthus lutarioriparius
Lineage: Eukaryota; Viridiplantae; Streptophyta; Magnoliopsida; Poales; Poaceae
Source: the annotation of a GenBank genome assembly
AUGGACAUGCCCUUCUUCGUCGCCUUCUCCGCCAUCCUCCUCGUCGGCAAGUACCUCCCCUUGGUGCUCCCCUUGAACCUGCGCCCGGCCCUCCUCGCCGACAACGCCGCGAGGCCGCCAGCGCGCGCCGCGAAGUGCGCCAUCUCGGUGGCCGUCAGCUGGCUCGCGCUGCUGGUGUCCAUGCAGCAGCAGGGCUCCGGCGCCGCCGCCGCCGGCGGCCGCGGCCCGGCGGCGGGAGUGUCAAUGAUGAUGGAAGCGAGGGCGCUGUGGUACAACUCCGCCGCGCUGUUCCUCGGCACGCUGCUCGGCGUCGUCGCGGUGGCACUGCACCCGCCGGCGCCGUUCGUCCAGCAGGUGGCCGUCGAUCACCUCACCGUCGUCACGGAGAUCGUCGCCAUCAACGCGUUCGCGGUCAACCUCUGCGUCUUCUUCAAGAUCUUCAAGGUGUAG